Lactuca saligna is the source of this 369-nucleotide messenger RNA. NCBI's taxonomy places the organism in Eukaryota, Viridiplantae, Streptophyta, Magnoliopsida, Asterales, Asteraceae. The record is from the annotation of a GenBank genome assembly.
AUGUUAAGCUUCAAAAAUUUCAAUAAUAGGAACAAAAAACUUCAACAAUUCAACAACUUCAAAGAACAACUUCAAGUGGGAUUAUUCGUACCGGAAAAAGCGAAUGAAGCCCUACGCUUUAUAAAAAUGAUUUGUUAUUUUAGUGAUAUUGUGGCUGAUAUCUUUUGCGAUUUGGGUGGAAAUGAUUGUUGGAGUUCGGACCCAUCCCCCAAUUCUUUCUCUUUCUCCAAUUUCAUCUCUUCUCUCGUCGCGUUUAUUCCCUGCUAUUUAUUGAAUAAGUUAAUUAGGGAUGUAAUGCUUCUACGGAGAUUCGUCUUCAAUUUGGGUGAAUGGUUUGAUGAAGGAAAUGCAGGGAAUGCUCGAAGAUAA